Drosophila montana is the source of this 1196-nucleotide messenger RNA. Its product is annotated as ficolin-2-like. Bases 80 to 1123 code for a protein of 347 amino acids. Lineage: Eukaryota; Metazoa; Arthropoda; Insecta; Diptera; Drosophilidae. The transcript has 3 exons. The record is from RefSeq and is a predicted model, not a curated record.
AUUUCUAGCUACAGUUCUGUUUCAGCUCUGUGGAGGAAUAGCUGUGCAAGCUGACUGUUUUCGAGUUGAAGUGUGAAAAAUGAAUUUCAUGAUGAUAUUUGCCACGUUGGCAUCGUUGCUGGGAGCCAACAGCGGUCAGGAUAUGAGUUUUGAGCAGUUGCAAGUGCAGGAACGCCUUAAGGUACAGCUGGAACAAAAACUAGUUUAUAUUGAAUUGAAACUGUCGGAGGAUCUGUAUAAAGAUGGGAUUAUUAAUUUUUUAAGGAAAGCGAACGUGUUGCUACAAAAUAGAGAGUGCACAAACAGCUGCCCUCAAUCUGAUGUGGAUCUACAACAGACUUUAACACACUUACAGAGUACUGCCGACAUUCUUAAGAUAAUGGUUAAUAAUUAUGAUCAAAACGGGAACUCUUUUGAAAACCAGCUGACAUUGUGUCGAGCUCAACUGGCGAAGCAAACUGUAAAUCAAAUUUCGACCACUACUCCAAGAAUUGAGGAACCGAAAGCCAACAGCUGUAUUCCUUUUGGCUUUCAUACAGGCAUUAAAACCCUUCACUUGGUCGGUGUAAGUCCUUUUCGCGUUCUCUGCGAUGGUAAAACAGCUGGUCCCGGCUGGACUGUAAUUCAAAGUAGAUACGAUGGCUCUGUCGACUUUUAUAGAAAUUGGGCUGAAUACCGAACAGGUUUUGGCAGCCUGGAUACAGAGUUUUUUAUCGGACUGGAAAAUAUUUAUCACAUGACCACUUUCCAACGCCAUGAACUAUAUAUAAUUACACAUAGUUUCCACAAUGAGGUUGUCUGGGCUCGGUAUGAUAAUUUUUAUAUUGGUAGCGAAACGGAAAAUUACAAGCUCAAAAGUCUUGGUAACAUUACUGGUACUGGCGAAGAACUGUAUAAUAAUACUAAUAACGAAUUCUCGACCUACGACCGGGAGAAUAGUAAUAAAAAUUUGUCAAAAAAUUAUCAUGGUGGCUACUGGUAUUAUGAAGGCCCAAUAAUUGGAAAUAAUCUAAAUGGACGAUAUUAUCAUAAAGCCGACAUUAAGCCGCUAGACGGCAUACAUUUUCGUGGGCCGUACUCUAACAAAGCAGUUAAAAUGCUUAUUCGCCCCAAGAACGUAUAAGAAUAUACAAAUUUGAAGAAUUUUUGAUCAUUUGUAUUGCAUAUUUGUAUAAUAAAAAGAUAUUAUUAAAUUA